Molecule: messenger RNA, 534 nt
Organism: Chondrus crispus (carragheen)
Lineage: Eukaryota; Rhodophyta; Florideophyceae; Gigartinales; Gigartinaceae
Source: the annotation of a RefSeq genome assembly
AUGCUUGACGCAUUUUCUAGAGUUGUAGUUAAUUCAGACGCUAAAGCUGCUUACGUAGGUGGCAGUGAUCUACAAGCUCUUAAAACUUUUAUCGCAGAUGGUAACAAACGUUUAGAUGCUGUAAAUUCUAUUGUUUCUAAUGCUAGCUGCAUCGUAUCAGACGCUGUUUCUGGUAUGAUUUGUGAAAAUCCUGGACUAAUUGCUCCAGGGGGCAAUUGCUAUACUAAUCGUCGUAUGGCUGCUUGUUUACGUGAUGGAGAGAUUAUUUUACGCUAUAUCUCCUAUGCUUUACUUGCAGGAGAUGCUUCUGUCUUAGAAGAUCGUUGCCUAAAUGGUUUAAAAGAAACUUACAUUGCUCUUGGCGUACCUAAUAAUUCUUCUAUUAGAUCUGUUGUUAUAAUGAAAGCUGCAGCUGUUGCAUUUGUUAAUAAUACAGCAUCUCAACGUAAAAUGGCUACAACUAGUGGUGACUGCUCUGCAUUAUCUGCAGAAGUUGCAAGCUACUGUGAUAGAGUUGGCGCUGCACUUAGCUAA